AAAUAUCAGUAUAGUUGUUAUUUAUUAUUUGAGAGUCUAUCAAUUAAGUGAUGAUUAUGCGCGUUUGAUUAUCGAAAGAUGGAACCUACACAAGCAGUGCAAAGUGAAGUUAAAUUGGAAUACUAUCCAAUGGAUUACUCUUCUCCAGUAUUGGACCUUACUGUAAGGAAGCGCAGCAGGACCCCAGAAAUGCCGUCGUACCAAACCAGCAGUCCACAACACAUCACGGAAUCGCAUCAAAGCAAGUCUUUCUGCGAUCCACCCACGACUGUCAUGAGCUCACCGAGCCCGACAUCUCAAUCUGGAAGCGAAUCAUCCGAGAUCUCCGUAUCCGACCAGUAUAAUCAGUACAUGCAAAACGCCCCGAAGAAGAUCAUCCGUCCAUUCAAAGCCUAUCCGAAAGAUCCACUUGCCGUAGCAAUUCCAACGGUUGCUGCUGAAAUCAUUCUGGGCCAUGACUCCGAUGAAAACUCCUACGCCAAUUUCAGGCAGAAGAUGUUGUCCAAGGUACAGAACCAAAAUAUGGGAACCAACAUUAAGAUGCGCAGAAACAAUCCUAAUGCUACCGGAACUCAGAACGAGGAUCCCACAUAUUGGGAGAAACGCAGGAAGAACAACGAAGCCGCGAAGAGGUCCCGCGAUGCCCGAAGGGCCAAAGAAGACGAGAUCGCCAUCCGUUGCGCUUAUUUGGAGCAGGAAAAUCUUAAAUUGCGCUAUCAGCUCGCUACUAUGGAAAAUGAGAACAAACAGCUGCGCGUUAUGAUUUACAACGAAUAAGUGUCCAUACGUUUAAGAAUUUUGUGAUUGAUCUCGUCAUUAGUUUAAGCAUAU
This is a messenger RNA of Nicrophorus vespilloides, 831 nucleotides long. It is a transcript of the gene Gt, whose product is annotated as protein giant-like. Lineage: Eukaryota; Metazoa; Arthropoda; Insecta; Coleoptera; Silphidae. Gene Ontology annotation, molecular function: RNA polymerase II cis-regulatory region sequence-specific DNA binding; DNA-binding transcription factor activity, RNA polymerase II-specific. The coding region runs from base 79 to 777 and encodes 232 amino acids. Gene Ontology annotation, biological process: regulation of transcription by RNA polymerase II. The record is from RefSeq and is a predicted model, not a curated record. The transcript is spliced from 2 exons. Gene Ontology annotation, cellular component: nucleus.